AUGUCUGCGUGUCAGCCGUUGGGCAACCUGCAGGCCAUUGAGAACAUCCGCCGACGCCGGAAGCGACAGCCUGGUCCAGGCAGCAAGAUGGCCGGGCUGGGUGACGAACGCCGGGUGGAAGAGGGCGAUGACUCUGGGAUGAAGAGGGAAGCAUCACUUCCGUCCAAGGAAACCCUCGCAGGGGAAUCUCAGUUCAGCAAGAGCCCUAGCGUGGUGGGUGGCAAGGAUGAGGAGGCGGGUCGUGAAGAGAUGUGGUGGCGCGGGGCCGGCCGCGAGAAGAAGAAGUAG
Messenger RNA from Durusdinium trenchii, 288 nucleotides. NCBI's taxonomy places the organism in Eukaryota, Dinophyceae, Suessiales, Symbiodiniaceae. The record is from the annotation of a GenBank genome assembly.